Macrosiphum euphorbiae (potato aphid) is the source of this 714-nucleotide messenger RNA. Lineage: Eukaryota; Metazoa; Arthropoda; Insecta; Hemiptera; Aphididae. The record is from the annotation of a GenBank genome assembly.
AUGCCAUUUGUUUUGGACUAUGUGAUUAUUAUAACCGUAUGUUUUUAUCUCAGUAAUAUCGGGUGUAGAUUUCAAAUAUUAAACGAUUUCUGGACGUGCCUUCUUCCUGGAUUAGUAUCCAUCUCGGGCGAAUGGACAGAUUCUGAAUUAGUUAUGUUAAUGGAGAGCAUUAGGUUGUUACAUGCCGAACUAUCUCAGUUGUUCAAAAUAUUCAGUUGCAGUUACGGUACACUGCUAUUAGUAUUUUUUGUUUGCUGCAUUAUCGAUGUUAUAUAUUUAAUUUAUUUAAUGAUCAAGCUCGAAAAUGUUAUAAGACAUGUACCAUUGCACAUGCUAAAUAUUCAAGUCGUUGUUUUUUUGAUGUCCGUCAUCCUCGCUGCCUCGUGGAUAAAUGAAAAGAAAAUGAAAAUGGUAUCGUAUUUACGAUUGACUCCGAUUUCAAAACUACCUGUAGAAGUAAAACUACAAAUCAAAAUGUUUCUGUAUCAAAUAUCAAUGUUGGAAUCAGAUGAAAUAAGUGCUUUUGGGUUUUUCAAUAUAAAUUUGAAUUUAGUUGUGUCAAUUGCCAUGUUACUCAUGACUGGAUUUUCUACCCUUGUACAGAUGAAAGAUCACCCCAUUAUUUUAGCGUUGGUCAAUAACACACACAUAUAUCACAGCAAUUGGGAAAAUGUGUAUGCUAGCAACUAUUCAAAGAAUGUUACAUCUCAUUAA